UUUAUUUGAUUUGGUUUUCGAAAGCCUCUCAUUUAAGAAUCUGAGUGGUAACCAUUUGGAAAAUGGGUUCUCAUAUUUUGAGUUUGAGCCAACCAGCAGCACAAAUUCCUUCCAAUAGACUAAUUCAGAAGCUUGAUUGUGUUUUUCAUUCCAAAUUUUUGUUGUGGCCUUCACGUGCUCAUUUCAAACCCACAAAAAGAAUUUCUCCCUCAAUCCGAGUGAUGGGGUCAUCAGCUUCUUCCCAGUCCAACCAGCCAAACACCUCUUUUGAAUCAGGAUCUAAUACUGUUGCUUAUAAAUCUUUAAGUGAUGAAGAAUGGAAGAAGCGGCUGACCGAUGAACAGUUUUAUGUUACUCGAAAAAAGGGGACUGAGAGAGCUUUCACUGGGGAGUACUGGAAUACCAAAACUGAGGGGUCUUACAAUUGCAUAUGCUGUGACACGCCCUUAUUUGAAUCAUCUACCAAGUUUAAUAGUGGAACUGGAUGGCCAUCUUAUUACAAACCAAUUGGUAACAAUGUGAAAUCAAAGCUAGAUUUGUCAAUUAUAUUCAUGCCCCGUCAGGAAGUAGUUUGUGCUGUUUGUGAUGCCCAUCUUGGUCAUAUGUUUGAUGAUGGUCCUCCACCCACAGGAAAGCGUUACUGUAUAAACAGUGCUUCCCUUAAGCUCAAACCAAAGCAGUAAGAUAGUGGAAUAUUUGUCAUCAGGCAGAUGGUUUAAUAUUGAAUUGGUAAUUGGCAAACUUGUAAAUGGAUUCAGCAUAUCGUAUACGUUUUGCAGUUUUUCUUUACUUGAAGAGAGAAAUUAUAUUGUCAUGUGCUGAUAGUGUAUCCAAAUACUUAUUAGUGAGUACUGAGCAAUACAAGCAGUUGAUUACUGUUCAAUUUGUUAUAUAAUGAAAUUGAGUGUUGGCAUGUUCAUGUAAGCAUUACCAAGUUUAAUAUAAAUUCGUGUAAUUUUUUUUCCAAA
Molecule: messenger RNA, 968 nt
Organism: Cicer arietinum (chickpea)
Lineage: Eukaryota; Viridiplantae; Streptophyta; Magnoliopsida; Fabales; Fabaceae
Biological process (GO): protein repair; response to oxidative stress
Cellular component (GO): cytoplasm
Molecular function (GO): peptide-methionine (R)-S-oxide reductase activity
Source: RefSeq, a predicted model, not a curated record